Cajanus cajan (pigeon pea) is the source of this 1758-nucleotide messenger RNA. Its product is annotated as polyadenylate-binding protein 2. Lineage: Eukaryota; Viridiplantae; Streptophyta; Magnoliopsida; Fabales; Fabaceae. The record is from RefSeq and is a predicted model, not a curated record. Gene Ontology annotation, molecular function: RNA binding.
AUGGCGCAAACUCAAGAAGUUUCCGGUGCAAACCACCGGCUGCAGACCAACACCGCUUUGUAUGUCGGCGAUCUUCACCGCAACGUCACCAAAGACGAGCUCUACAAUCUCUUCAACCAGAUUGGCAAUGUUUCUUCCGUUAAGAUAUGCGAGAACAACUUAACCGGAGAAUCUCUCGGUUACGGCUACGUCAAUUUCUCUGACCCACUCAUCGCGGAUAAAGCAAUAGAAGAGCUGAAUUUCACUCCGUUGUAUGGUAAACCUAUUAGAAUAAUGAACUGUAACCGGGACCCUAGAGUUCGGAACAAUGAUGCAGCUAAUCUUUUUGUAAAGAAUUUGGAUAAGGCAGUGGAUCACAAGGCUUUACGGGAUAUGUUUUCUCCCUUUGGGACUAUUGUUUCUUACAAGAUUGCAACAGAUGAUUCUGGCGAGUCAAAAGGAUUUGGUUUUGUGCAGUUCGAGACUGAACAAUCUGCUAAAAACGCAACUUACUCGUUAAAUGGUACCAUGAUGAAUGGUAAACAGGUGUACGUGGGUCCUUUCGUGCGGAAGGAGAAUAGAGAGAGUACGAGUGCUGCAAGUGGCGACAAGUUUACCAACGUCUAUGUGAAAAGCCAGUCCAUUUCAACUACGGCUGAUGACUUGAAGAGAAUUUUUGGAGAGUAUGGAGCUAUUACAAGUGCUGUAGUGAUGAAAAAUUCAGAAGGUGUAUCGAAAUGUUUUGGUUUCAUCAAUUUUGCAAGUGCAGACGAUGCCGCUAAAGCCGUGGGGGAACUAAAUGGAAAGACAUUUGAUGGUAAAGAGUGGUAUGUUGGAAAAGCCAUGAAAAAAUCUGAAAGGCUGCUUGAAUUGAAAGAAAAAUACGGGGGAAGUGAGAAGGAGAGUGCUGCAAACUUGUAUGUAAAGAACUUGAACGAUUCUAUUGGUGAUGCAGAACUCAAGGACCUGUUCUUAAAAUUUGGUACGAUAACCUCGUGCAAGGUUAUGCAAGAUGAAAAAGGCUUCAGUAGAGGAUCAGGAUUUGUUGCAUUUUCGAAGCAGAGGGAAGCAAUUCAGGCUCUUGCUAUGAUGAACGGUUCAAUCGUUGCGGGCAAACCUCUCUAUGUUUCCUUUGCAGAGAGAAAAGCAGAGAGAAAAGCAAGGUUGCAGCAAAACUUUUCACAAAUGAGGCCAACUCAAACGGCCCCUCAUGUUGCACUUGCACCUCGACUGCUACCAUUCCCCCUGGGGUCUCACUCGAUGGGGGAAGAAUAUUUGUACGGGCAAACACCUCCAUUCAUCAUACCACGUCAAGGUGAAUUUGGUUACCAGCAGCAUUGUGUUCCUGGAAUGAGACUAGUUGGUCAGGAGCCAGGAGGACACGGAGGAGCAGGUGCUCCAAUGCCACUUCAACCAUUGGUGCAACAACAGAUGCUUCCAAGGGGACCCUUUGUCUAUCAUCAUGCUCAUGGUCCGGUGGCUUAUGGCACGGGUGGACAGGCAAUGCCCUUUCAGAGCUUGGUCACGGCCCUUGCCAAUGCUAGUCCUGAAAUGCAGAGACAGAUCCUUGGUGAUGCUUUAUACCCGUUAGUAGAAAAUCUGGUGCAUGACUCAACCACAACAGGAAGGGUUACUGGUAUGCUUUUAGACUUGGACCAGCCUGAGGUAUUACAUCUGCUUGAGGAACCAAAUGCUUUCAGGAUCAAAGUUGACGAGAUGAUAAAUACCUUGAGAGACAAAACAAUUGAUAGACUCAAGUCAAUCUCUAUCCUUGAUUAA